Periconia digitata is the source of this 2958-nucleotide messenger RNA. The record is from the annotation of a GenBank genome assembly. Lineage: Eukaryota; Fungi; Ascomycota; Dothideomycetes; Pleosporales; Periconiaceae.
UAUCGCUGGCUCAAUACCGAAUCCAUGAAUCACUAUGUUUUUCAGAUUUCAUUCACCCAGAACAGCUUCCUUAUAGUGUCGAUACUCUCCGUUAAUCAUUCUUACUAUAGACAUGUAGCUUCCCUAACCCUCUUCGAGCUAGCGUUCCUGAUGGCCCGAGCGCAUAAGGCUUCCACCCCAUGGACGCAAUCCUCAGCUGUACCGUCUGUCACCCCUACAACCGCUAGCAGUUUUUCAAGUAUCUCGGAAUCGAGGUGGAAACCUUUGAAGACUUCUAACCGACGCGUCUCGCCGUGUUCCACAGACUUCGAAACCGGACGUGGGGCGCCCUUCACAAUUGGCGUUAACGGAUUUUACGAUUCGGAGCUAAACAUGCUAUAUUGACAGUUCGCAUUGCACAACUGCUUUCAACCAGCGGGGCUGCGAUCGUCUUUAUUUUGUGGUUCUGCUUAGUAGAGGAAUUCUACGACUCAACCCUUGGAUCCACUGUACCACCAAACCACGAUAUUGUCUUCUUAGCUCCGGUCACAUUGCAUAUACGAAACUAUGUCUUCUGGGUCGGCGGAUGCGACCGAGCCGGCUCCAAAGAAAACGCCUGAACAUCCAUUGAACAGGGCUUGUGAAGCAUGCAGAGUGUCCAAAGUUCGAUGUCUGCCAAACCCUAAUUCAACCUCGAAUCAAUGCCAGCGCUGUACAAGAGCAGGGCGGCUAUGCAUUUUUGCAGCACCAGCAAAGAGACGGCAAAGGAAAAGGACCGAUGUUCGGGUGGCAGAGCUUGAGAGAGAAGUUAAGCAGUUGACCUCACUCCUGAGACCGAGUUCCUCAAAGUCACCCAUCGAAGAGGAGCCAAGCGACAGUUCGAUGGACGAAGAUGAAGCCACAAUGGACCCGGAGGACAAAACACGCUUGCCAUCCGCGCAAGAACGCAGAAGUAGCCCUCAAGAUUUUGCGUCAUUCCCGACGGCGUUGCCAAUGCGUAUGCCAAAUCCUGCUACAGCACCACAGGAUGAUCUCAUGGUAUCAACAGAAAAGGAUAUCCUUGACCGCGGCGUCAUCACGAUCGAGCUGGCAGAGGAACUCCUCAACAUCUACCGAGACGAACUCAACCAACAAUUUCCCUCCGUCGUUGUUGACAAAGAGUGGACCGUGCAAGAUCUCCGAACUAAGAAACCUGCGCUUUUCCACGCCGUCAUGGCGGCUGCGUCGCAUGUCAAAGGAUCGGCUCUUUCCAACAAACUACACGAAGAAAUUAUAUAUUAUUACGCUAGAAAUGUAUUCAUCAUGGGCGAAAAAGGGCUACAAUGGGUUCAGGCGUUUUUCGUCACCAUCUCUUACUGGACGCCCCCUAGUAACCAUGCCCGAUUGCAAAUCUUCUCGUACGCAAGCAUCGCAGCCUCGAUGGCCUUGGAGAUUGGCUUGACAACCAAACCGCGAACACACGAGCAGCUACCUAAACGGGUCGUCAAAUCAUACCAGAAGAUAUCUUCUCCUGGCGAGCUCCUGGAGAAUUGCCGCACCACAUUAUCCUUGUACAUUAUGACUGCCGGGUUCAGCAUACGAUUUCGAAGGCCUUACAUUCUGAUAUACAACUCUUGGAUGGAGGAAUGCUUACAUAUACUCUCCAAGUCCCCUAGCUUCGAAGAUAGGAAGACUGUUGCCUGGUUGCGAUUGCAGCGCAUUGCCGACGAAGCGUACGUUGCGUUUGGAUUCGAUGAUGCCAGCACCAGUUUCACGCUCUCUGAAAUCCGCCUGCAGACUAUCCUGAAAAUAUUUGAGAGGAGGAUGCAGGAUUGGAAAAAAUCGGUACCGGAAGAUGUUUGGACGCCGAUUUUGAUCAUGGAAUACCAUCAGAACGUAUUGUCAAUGUGGGAAUUCGCGAUGGAUGGCGGCCGCUACGAUGCUCCGGAAUUCCGUAACCGACAUUUGACUUUACCAGCUCUUGACGAUGACGGCGCUCAGCCUGAGAAUGAUUUAGCCCGUUCAUCCCUCCAGGUCAAUGCCACCAUCAUGUGUAUAUCAUGUGCCCAAGCCGUCCUCGACACUGUAAUGGAACUACCCGCCUUAACUCUACGCAAAAUCCCAGGCGUCAUGUUUGCUCGAUGCAUCUACUCCCUGGUCGUACUGUUGCGUGCCGACUACGCUGUUGGUACCGAUGCUGAAGGCAUGGGCGAAUUCCUCGAUUCCGCCACCCUCAAAAUCGACUACUACCUCGACACCCUGAUGAGCAUGACAAAAGAAGCCAUUGGUCCUCAGAAAUGCAAGAUCCCUACCCACUGGCUCUUCGUGCUUACCGAAAAGAUCAAGAAAUGGCACGACGAACACAUGCAAUGGCGCAGAGAAGGGAAACACUUAAGCCGCAACCGCAACAAGACUUCUGCAGCUGGCGCGGCAACCGCAGACACUUCCACCUCUUCCACCACGCAAUUCACACCCCCGGAAGCAUCGUACCCCGAUGGCGGCAUCGGCGCCAUCGGCACCAUCAGAACAGCACCAUCGACAUCUACAUCUCCCCCCGCUGCUGCCGGCCCUCCAAGCUCCUCUUCCUUCCCAACUGUAGACCCAGAUCCUGCGACAAUCCAGCAACAACAGCCACACCUACGUCCCUCAUCCCAGUUCCCCCUCCCCUCCUACCCCCCUUCCUCAAACACCCCUUGGUCCUGGCAGCCCCUUUCCUUGCCCUUCCAAGGCCUCCAAAACACACAGCAACAGCCUCCUCCUCCCUCUUCCUCUACCAACUCUAAUCAAGCGAAUAACGGGUUUGCGGGUGCGCCGCCCGCCGACGAUAUGAUGGAUUUGGGACUCGCCUUCUCGCAGGGCGAUUUGUAUCUCUGGAAUGAAACGGCCGAUGCGUAUGAUGGGUGGAUGUCGCUUUCGGGUGGGAAUCUGUUUGCAGGUGGGGCUGGAGGGGGUGCCGGUGCCGGUGGUGGGUUUGAUGCGAUGGGAAUGGGUGGGUUUUAG